Molecule: messenger RNA, 1617 nt
Organism: Exophiala spinifera
Lineage: Eukaryota; Fungi; Ascomycota; Eurotiomycetes; Chaetothyriales; Herpotrichiellaceae
Exons: 2
Coding region: 1-1617 (538 amino acids)
Biological process (GO): regulation of DNA-templated transcription
Molecular function (GO): DNA-binding transcription factor activity
Source: RefSeq, a predicted model, not a curated record
AUGACAGGGAAUAAUGGCCUUGCAGGGGGACUUUGGGUAGCCCGUGCAACUAAGCCAGAAUUACUCUCCAGACGGAGUCCUGUCUGGCGCAAGACGGUGCUGCGUAUCACUCAGUGGAGCCGAGACAGCCUCAGGCAGUCUAGUGCGCCUAAUGCCUAUUCCGGUAAUGGAGACCUUCUGAUCUUUCGUCGUUCGCCACUUCUAUCAAGCCUCGGCAAGAUAGAGUCUGUCACCCACCCACGGUUACUCAACUCUCAACUCUCACCUCACCCCCCUCAGUCCACUCGUCCACCCGGACCUGUGAACAAACGAGACUUCGUCGUCGCCUCCCGCGCCCCGGACUCUUCACCCACCGCAACCAUUAACGCGUUGGAUUUCACAUCCUUCACCACGGCUAACCAGCAACCAUGGCGUCUUUCAACUCAAGCACCAUCGACUGCAUCGUCGCAGAACAGUAUCCAACACAGCUUCAACCAGGACUUUCAGCUAUUCGACGUCCCCGAGACUUCGCAAGUCCUUCCGAUAGCCUCGCGUGCGCAGGCGACAUUGAGUAUAGUCCCUAAUAACUCGAGACCACUGCAAACCAGACAUCUCUCCAUCGGCAAUCGAGUGUCUCCCAUUCAGUCUUCUCAGUCCCAGUUCUCAGGCAAUACCAAUCAUCGGUCUUUCUCCAGUCCAUCUUUGCAUAAACGACUAUCUGCACAGCAUUUGCGUCAGCUUGCUCAUUCGCAGUCCCUAUCGCAUUCGCGUCCGCCAGUUCCACUCUUCAACGCACCCGCGCCCAAUAGUCAUCGUCAGUCUCGGCCUACUGUGACCAUUCCACAAGGUACUAAGCAUCCUGAUCCGCUGUGGCGUGCUGCCCAGAGACUGACCUCACCAGGCUUCAUGUCUAGUGCUUUUGAUCAGAUGUAUCUCCCGGGAGGUGAUUUGCUCGCCUCCCAGGAUGACUUCUUCAACAUUGGAGCCAACUACUCGGCCCAGACGGAGUUCAAUGCCACAAGUGGUACUGUUUCUCCGUCCGAGUUGUUCCGGGAUGACUACACAAUGUCCGCUCCUCCUUCCACCGCUUUCCCCAACUUCAGUACCCCAGAAUCUGGCUACCUCGAGUCCCCUGCCAUGCCCAGCAGCGGACUCAAUACCUCCCCGCUCGAGGACGGUCUUCUCGACGGCCAACUCAACUACUCUGAGCUCGAAGCCAUGGCCCCACUCUUCCCUAAGGACGAGUUUGAUCAAUUUGCCCAGCAGUCGGUACCUACCGCUGAGCAACUGAAGGCGAGUUUUGAGUCUGUAAAAGCCAAGCCCGCCAAAAGAUCAGAACCAGUUGCGCCCAUGGUUCGCCAGAAGUCUUCUCCCGGUCGCCCUCCUUCUCAGCCACUGAUUCAUGGCCGAAAGUUGUCUGAUACUGUGGGUAUCAACAAGUCCAAGUCGCGCAAGAUCCUGCCGGAAAUCACUAUCGACAGUGAGGACGACAAGGAAACUGCCAAGCGGAAGAAGAAUACUGCUGCCGCUCGGAAGUCUCGGCAGAGGAAGCAAGAGCAUACUGAACUCCUCACCACUGAGAUCCAACGCCUGCGGGCAAUGGUUCUCCGUCUAGGUGGAGACCCCGACGCUGAUUAG